AACUUUCCUUUUUUUGAGGUGUUGCGCGAUCUGGUGACGGAGAAGUUGCCCCGUUUUGCUGCACACCUACGACAAUUUGAAGUGGACCUGUCGUUAUUUGCGCUGAGUUGGUUCCUCACUUGUUUUGUGGAUGUGAUGCCGCAUCAGAUCUACCUACCAAUUUUCGACGUUUUUCUCUACGAGGGAAAUAAGGUGAUUUUUACGUUAUUUCGAUUCGCAUUGGCCAUAUUGAAGAUGUGUGAGUCGUCGGUGCUGCAAAGUAAGACUGUCAGCAUGGUACACGCUUGUUUAAGCAGGCCGCGUCAAUUCGUUUCUGAUUACAAGUUGCUAGCACAGGUAGCUUUCAACGACAUGAAUCCUUUCCCUCAAAAACAAAUUGAGACGAAAAGGUCGCUAUACUUAGCGCAGUUGCAGGCAAGACAUUCAUAA
Haemonchus placei is the source of this 429-nucleotide messenger RNA. NCBI's taxonomy places the organism in Eukaryota, Metazoa, Nematoda, Chromadorea, Rhabditida, Trichostrongylidae. The record is from the annotation of a GenBank genome assembly.